Messenger RNA from Gryllus bimaculatus (two-spotted cricket), 3169 nucleotides. The record is from the annotation of a GenBank genome assembly. Lineage: Eukaryota; Metazoa; Arthropoda; Insecta; Orthoptera; Gryllidae.
UGUGCGACGGCGCUGUCGUCCAGUCAAAUGGCAAGGUUUGGCGCAUGGGAGAGGGUGGGAGCUGGGUGGGAGUGCGAGGACCAGUCGAAGAGGAAGGGUGGGAGAAAGAAUCAUGAAUGGUGAUCAUGAUCGUGAGUUGACGGAGUUAGAAUAAUGUGACGAUGGAGGUGUUUGUGAACAUGAACAUUGUGAAGAUGGGUUUAUUUAGGAGGUUGACUACUUAGAAAAUGCUUCUACCUUCUCGCUCAUCUUUCUACAAGAAACGACGACGGCUAAUUUCGUUGGAAACAUGGCAGCAACAUUAGAAGCAAGCUAUCAACCUCUUCAAACGUUUGGGCCAGAUAUUGGAGAAGAAGAAACACCACAAGAUAGUGGUGUGAUGUUUCAUGUGGUCCCAGAAGGUGGAAAAUCAGCUCGCUGGAACCAUGUUGAAGACUUGGAUUCAUUCUUUGCCCGCAUGUACCACUACCAUCAAAAGCAUGGCUUUACGUGUAUGAUGCUGCAAGAAGGUUUAGAACUGCUUCAGUUUAUCUUCAUAGUUGUUUUUUCAACUUUCCUAUUUAGUGGUGUAAAUUAUUCUGUACUCUUUAGGGACGAUAUUCCCAGUCAUAAUAGGACUAAUCAUAAAGUCUCCCUUAGUGAUGCAGUUCUACCAUUAGAUGAAUGUAUUGGAAAUUUAGGUGUUUUUGCAUGGUUCUGCCUAUUUGUGGCACUUAUUUUCUGGUUUCUUCGAGCAGCUAAAGUUGUAUAUCAUACAUUUCAAUUUUGGGAUAUCAAAGCUUUCUUUAAUAGUGCUCUUAAAAUUCAUGAUAGUGAUCUUGACAAUUUGACCUGGAGUGAAGUUCAGCGCCGAAUUCGUGAAGUCCAACGUGAGCAACAAAUGUGUAUCCACAAGCAGGAUCUAUCUGAAUUGGAUAUUUAUCACAGAAUUCUCAGGUUCAAAAAUUAUUUUGUGGCGAUGAUUAACAAGUCUCUGUUACCUGUAAAAAUCCGGAUACCUUUCAUUGGGGAAAUUGUUUAUCUUACAAGAGGUUUGAAGUAUAACUUGGAACUACUCCUUUUUUGGGGUCCUUGGGCUCCAUUUGAAAAUAAUUGGCAUUUGAAGGAAGAUUACAAGAAAGUAGCCAAACGACAAGAACUGGCUCAACAACUGUCUAAAUACAUCCUGUGGGUGGGAAUUGUCAACUUCGUGCUGUGCCCACUUAUCCUCCUGUGGCAGAUUCUUUAUUCAUUCUUUAAUUAUGCCGAGGUCAUAAAACGGGAACCUGGCAGUUUAGGAUCAAGAUGUUGGUCACUGUAUGGAAGGCUCUAUUUGCGACAUUUCAAUGAACUUGAUCAUGAGCUGAAUGCUCGACUAAACAGAGCAUACCGUCCAGCUAGCAAGUACAUGAAUAUUUUUACAUCUCCUCUCAUGACGAUUAUUGCAAAGAAUGUAGCAUUUAUUGCUGGUGCCUGUCUGGCUGUUCUGUUAAUACUGACGGUGUAUGAUGAAGAUGUCAUUACAGUGGAACAUGUUUUGACAGCUAUUACGGUUCUUACAGUCAUUGUUGCAGGAAGCAGAGUGUUCAUACCUGAUGAGAAUUUAGUAUGGUGUCCUGAAAAACUUAUGACAGCAGUUCUUGCUCAUGUGCACUAUUUACCUGAUAGUUGGAGGGGACAAGCUCAUACACAUAAAGUUAGAGAAGAAUUUUCUCAACUCUUUCAGUACAAAGCUGUGUAUCUCGUGGAAGAGCUAAUGUCUCCUGUGAUAACUCCAUUCAUCCUCUGGUUUCAUGUGAGAUCAAAAGCCUUAGAUAUUGUUGAUUUCUAUCGAAAUUUCACCGUUGAAGUUGUGGGUGUUGGAGACGUAUGUUCAUUUGCGCAAAUGGAUGUGAGGAGGCAUGGGAAUCCCACGUGGCAUGGGGGAGGUCUCGUGCCACCAGUGCCGAUGGGUCCUCAAGCUGGAGACGCAGGAAAAGUUACCAAACCUAUUCUAUCGAAUCAUUAUACUCAGGCCGAAGAUGGAAAAACAGAAUUGUCUCUAGUUCAUUUUACACUCACAAACCCUGAUUGGCAGCCACCGUGUGAAGCAGAGAAUUUUGUAACAGCAUUGAGAAACCAGGCGAGAAGAGACGCUGGACAGUUAACUGCUGCGCUCAAUCCCGCUGACAAUGCCUUUUUGUCCUCCUUGCAGUCAUUAUAUAGUCUUGGUGGUGGGAUAAACAGCUUGGUAGCAAGCAUUUUCCGUGGCAAUGCUGCUGUGGGAGCUGGAACUGAUUCUACACUGGGUUUGGGCUUCCAACCUGUGUAUGCUCACACAUCUGCAUCAUCUGGUCAACCUGGUGGUGAUCGCACAGCAGCAAGUGCUGAUUCAUCAGCGUUCCCUGCUGUGCGGGGUGGACUUAGUCGGGCAGAAGGGCCUCUCAUGGUAGAUAGAGGACUCUUGUACAGCAUUCAUCAAGGUAUAUCAAGCACCUCAAUGGGGGCAUCUGUGUUUGGAGCAGGCCUUGAUUUGCCUCCUGAAACAGAUCCUCUUGAAUUGACAGCUGCUGAUAUGAGUUUGGGCACGCUCUACCUCCAUGAAUUACAUCAUCGACAGGUACGUCGAAGAAAUUAUCAAGAGAUUAAUGUUAGUCAUGGUGUUUGGCAAAGGCCUCAUCAAGACAUGCCAGGCAUCAGAGAACAUCGAGAAGAAACAGUGGAAACUUCUCGUUUUGCUGAACGAACUCCUCUACUGGACGCAUCCAUGCGCCCUCACAAACCAUCCUAGCAGCACUGUUCUCAGAUACAUUGUACAUUUUGAGGUUUGCUAAGUGUGACUCGUAUAGUGUAGUGAUAUAUUUGAUUUUGUAUGUGUUGUUUUUACUUACGAAGAUUUUUAGUGUGACAUCGUCAAACGAUACUGUGAAAUGUGACGCUGAUAAUUGUGAUCAAGUAUUUUCAAAGGUUAUGACUUUAGAGCUUGCUACUUCUACAUCUGACCAACUCAUAUUGCACCAAUUUAACAUUUUAAGCAUUCUUCAUGAAUUAGUAAUUUAAUAAAAACUGCCGUUAAAUAGCCGUUUUUUGUAAUCCAAUGUUGAGUAACUCAUUGGUAUUGUUUUGCAAAUUGUGAUAAUGAAGAAAUAUCUAUAUGUUAUUACUGUUUUCUUAUUUUGAGUUUAUUAAAUUAUUUCAAACCUUCAUUCCC